AUGGCACCCGCUAUCGACUUAAACUCUGGUCACCUCGGCCAUCUCACUCCCGUUCAAAACAAGAAGUUGCUGGAACUUUGGACUGUCCUUUUGACCUCUGCUGCAAAUAUUCUGUCAUCGGUAUAUGACGUCCCAAUUCCGGAGGGCACCCCAAGCAAGCUUUUCGAGACUUUGAACAAUAUAAAUGAACCCACAGUCGAGGCCAUCAUCGGCGCAUUGAAGGGUGAAGCCACCAAUGGACAGACAUCAAAUGGAACUGCACCAACCCAAUCCAAUGGCCAUACCAACGGAGAGACAACCACCGAAGGCGGCGCCGAGAACCCGGAGCAAAAGUCACUCGACAAGGUUGACUCGCUCAUGAACAAAGACGCCAAGCAAACGAUAAUCUCAGAAAUCGCCAACAGAAAGGUCACCGCGGGGCAUUUCUCUUCGCUUUUCGCCCAGCUCCGCAAGUUGGGCGUCCAGGAAGAGGAGAUCAAGUCCAUGGAGAAGAUUUUGUCUGGCAUGACGCCUCAGGAUAUGGUCUUUAUAAUGUUGAAGAUGAUCAAGCAGGAGCACCCAGACAGCUUGUUGCUCCGGUUUUUGCGCGCUCGGAAAUGGGAUGUCGGCAAAGCAUUUGCGAUGAUGGCGUCAAACAUCCUUUGGAGGAAAGAGUCUGGAGUCGAUGAAGAAGUCCUGCCCCGGGGCGAGGAGUUCGCUUUGAAGCAAUCACUAAGUGCCACCGCAACCCCGAAGGAUAGGAAGGACGGUGCCGACUUUAUCAACCAGCUCAAGUCGGGCAAGAGCUAUCUCCAUGGCUUUGACAGGGAUGGCCGGCCUGUCAACUAUGUCAGAGUUAAGAUUCACAAGCCAGGUGCUCAAAGCGAGGAAGCUCUUGAGCGGUAUAUCAUUCAUGUCAUUGAGUCAACACGGCUUACUGUGGCUCACCCUAUCGAGACGGGGACAAUUGUCUUCGAUUUGACCGGAUUCAGUCUAUCUAACAUGGACUUCCCACCAGUUAAAUUCAUUCUCAAGUGCUUCGAGGCAAACUAUCCAGAGUCUCUGGGGCAAUUGCUCAUCCACAACGCACCUUGGAUUUUCUCCGGUAUCUGGAAACUCAUCCACGGCUGGAUGGACCCGGUUGUCGCAUCCAAAGUACACUUCACCCGUUCAAUCGCCGACCUAGACAAGUUCAUUCCCCGAAAUCAGAUCCCCAAAGAAUUCGGAGGCGACGAAAACUGGACUUACGAAUACGUCGAGCCCGCCGAAAACGAAAAUGCCGUAAUGGAUGAUACCGAGACGCGCGACGCGAUCAUGUAUGACCGCGUGAUGAUUGGCAUCCGCGUGCUCGCUGCCACGGCAGCCUGGGUCUCUGCCAGCUCGGCUUCUAAUGGGAAGGAAGAGGGUUCAAAGGUGGAGGAGCUGGCGUCGCGCCGCGAGGCUGUUAUUGAUGAAUUCAAGGACAACUACUGGAAACUUGACCCCUAUAUCCGGGCCCGGGCGCUUAUUGACCGGACCGGAAUGCUUGCUCCUGGUGGUGUGCUUAAGCGCGAUGCUGUCGCUGCUUCUUAG
This is a messenger RNA of Penicillium bovifimosum, 1551 nucleotides long. Its product is annotated as CRAL-TRIO domain-containing protein. The transcript is spliced from 4 exons. The record is from RefSeq and is a predicted model, not a curated record. Lineage: Eukaryota; Fungi; Ascomycota; Eurotiomycetes; Eurotiales; Aspergillaceae. Bases 1 to 1551 code for a protein of 516 amino acids.